Messenger RNA from Benincasa hispida (wax gourd), 3100 nucleotides. It is a transcript of the gene ALE2, whose product is annotated as Protein kinase superfamily protein. Gene Ontology annotation, molecular function: protein kinase activity; ATP binding. Lineage: Eukaryota; Viridiplantae; Streptophyta; Magnoliopsida; Cucurbitales; Cucurbitaceae. The record is from RefSeq and is a predicted model, not a curated record. Gene Ontology annotation, biological process: protein phosphorylation.
AGCAGUAAUAGUAGAGUGUUGUUUGUUGCCAUGUAUUAAAGUUUCCUCACCUAGCUCCUUCCUUCCUCCUCUCAAGAUCUCCUUCUCCAUUUUCCUCCAUUGUUUUCUCUCCCUAAAUUCCUCCUUCACUCUUCUUUCUCCUUGUAUUCUGCACCUUUUCUUUAUCCUUUCUUCUAGAUCUUCCACCGCAUUUCAUGGAUCUGCAACUCUUCAUACCUGCAUUGCUUCCUCCUCUUUCGUUUUCUCUCUCCUAGGGUUUUUUUCCGGUCAUUUUCAGCCAUGUGGUGCCGGAUUUUGACCUCUCAUUGCGUUGAAGAUGAUUCUUGCCGGCGAGUGCUUAAUCGUAACUCUUGUGGGUGUUUUCUUUGGCAGAUUUUUGUUCAGCUGGUGGUUGAGGUUGUAGCUCGCUAUGGCUACUGAUGAUGAUCAUAAUGAUGAUGAUGAUUCUUUUCCAUUGAAAUUUCCUUUCUGGACACGAAAAUGCCUUUCUCGAUUAUGCACCUUCUUUUGGUUCUUCAUUCGUUCGAUUUGCUUUUCUCUUGCUCAGGACAAUCUUCAGUUUCGCCACACAUAUACUUAUCUCCUUCCUUACAGCCAAACUUGCAAACAAUGACCACAGAAAUGUCAACAGAGCAUGCAAGGUUGGACUCGAUAAGUUUUUCAUUUGUGCCGUCAAAGUUACGUGGUAACUGGAUAUUUAAGUCUUCUUUGGGACCAUCUACUGCUCCUGCACCCUCUCCAGGUCCUAGGAGUGCACCCUUGCCUAUCCGACGUCAUCGACGGCGUCGUGUACGGCCUCAUAUGGUUGCUCCUACCCCAUCAAAAGACCAAGGUUGUGAUCAAAUAUGCAUGGAGCCCCUUACUGCAGCUCCCUUUGGUUCACCUUGUGGUUGUGUGUUUCCCAUGAAAGUCAGACUUCUUCUGGAUAUAGCUCCAUAUGCUGUUUUUCCUGUGAUGAACGAGCUUGAAAGUGAGAUUGCAGUGGGGACUUACUUGGAGCAGAGCCAAGUGAAAAUCAUGGGUGCAAGUGCAGACAGUCAAAAUCAAGGAAGAACUAUGGUGGACAUAAAUUUAGUACCACUAGGAGAGAAGUUUGAUAAUACAACUGCAGUACUGACUUACAGAAGGUUUUGGGAUAAAAAAGUGCAUUUGAAUAUGACGCUUUUUGGUGAUUAUCAAGUUGUCUACAUCAGCUAUCCAGGGAUUCCUUCUUCACCGCCAUAUGGAGGGUACAUGGGAAGUGCUCCUAGUGGAAGUGCGGGUGACCUUCCCAUUACUGCAAAUUUUGUUAAUAAGAGCCAGAAGAUGAAUGUCAAAACAAUUGCCAUCAUAGCACUUUCAGCAUUUGUUGUGUUAUUAGUGUUCAUUGGAGCUCUUUCCAUCUUUUUUAAAUGGAGAAAAGUUGGCAGGCCGUCUAGUGCUGUUGGCCCUGUCUUCACGUCAUCAAUUAACAAAAGAUCUGGUCUAGGAUCAGCAUUAUCAAGUAGCAUUGCAAGCUCCACCUCUGUUUCCCUAAUUUCCACAAUGCCAACCAGUCUUCAAUCUGUUAAAACAUUUUCACUUUCUGAACUUGAGAAAGCAACAGACAAGUUUAGUUCAAAAAGGAUUUUAGGUGAAGGGGGAUUUGGCCGUGUUUACUGUGGUAUUUUGGAAGAUGGAAAUGAAGUUGCAGUUAAGUUGCUUACACGGGAUAAUCAGAAUAGAGACCGUGAAUUUAUUGCAGAAGUUGAAAUGUUGAGUAGACUUCAUCAUCGGAAUCUCGUGAAACUGAUUGGGAUAUGCAUUGAAGGGCGAACUCGCUGCUUAGUUUAUGAGCUUGUCCAUAAUGGCAGUGUUGAGUCUCACUUGCAUGGCAUUGACAAGAGAAAAGGACCCCUUGACUGGGACGCACGAUUAAAGAUUGCUCUUGGAGCAGCAAGAGGUUUGGCAUAUCUUCAUGAAGAUUCUAAUCCCCGUGUAAUUCACCGCGAUUUCAAGGCAAGUAAUGUUCUCUUGGAAGUUGACUUCACCCCCAAGGUUUCGGAUUUUGGAUUGGCCAGGGAAGCAACUGAAGGCAGUGAACAUAUCUCAACACGCGUGAUGGGAACUUUCGGGUAUGUAGCCCCUGAAUAUGCAAUGACCGGGCACCUGCUUGUCAAAAGCGAUGUUUACAGUUAUGGAGUUGUGCUACUUGAACUUCUUUCAGGAAGAAAACCGGUGGACAUGUCCCAACCACAUGGUGAGGAAAACCUCGUGACAUGGGCGCGGCCUCUAUUGACCAGUAGAGAAGGUUUGGAGCAACUAGUAGAUCCUUCUCUAGCUGGUACUUAUGACUUCGAUGACAUGGCCAAGGUGGCUGCCAUUGCUUCAAUGUGCGUUCAUCCAGAGGUGACUCAGAGGCCAUUUAUGGGAGAAGUUGUGCAGGCUCUUAAGCUGAUAUAUAACGACACAGACGAGACAUGUGCAGAUUACUGCAGUCAAAAGGAGUCCUCUGCUCGGGACUCGGAUUUCAAAGGCGACCUUGUCCCAUCCGACAGCAGUUGGUGGAAUGCCGGUGGCCUUACACCUCGACUGACAUAUGGUCAAGCCUCUUCCUUCAUCACCAUGGAAUACAGCUCUGGCCCUCUUGAAGAGAUGGAAAACCGUCCGUUUUCAACUUCAAGUUUAGUAGGCGACGAGAUAUCUUUGCCUAUUCGGCAUGGAAACAGGUCAGGUCCAUUGCGAACCGCUCGAAGCAAACCUGCGUUUUAUAGAUUUUCAGGAAGUAGGAGCGAGCACGGAGGAUUUCUUUCAAGGCCUUCUUGGAACAGCAACAGGUUUUGGGUUUGAGUUUCUUUUUAAAUCUUGUGGAUGCCUUUGUGCGACUCUUUAAAAAUGUACAGUUUUAACUCUCUGGUUCAUAAAGGUGGCUUUCAGGUUUGGAAGUUAAAAGUUGUCUUUAUAUGUGUGAGAGAGAAGGAAAAAGAAAAAAAGAGAGAGCGCAAAGUAUUGGGUUCUAAUUUUGGAAUUGUUGAUUCAUUACCAUACGAGGUUAGAAAUGUAAUUUGAAUACUCUCGUGUAGUUGUAUCAUAUCUUCUUUUGACAAUUUUUGCAUACUUAAAAGACUCUGUCUUGGUUGCA